This is a messenger RNA of Rhizophagus irregularis DAOM 181602=DAOM 197198, 2220 nucleotides long. Lineage: Eukaryota; Fungi; Glomeromycota; Glomeromycetes; Glomerales; Glomeraceae. The record is from RefSeq and is a predicted model, not a curated record.
UAAGGAUAGUGCUGUAAUUGGGCAAUUGCAGAUUAAUUGCAGAUCCGCAAACCGCAAUUAUCUGCAAAUCUGUAAAAAAUCCGCAAAUUAGCCAAUUAAAUACUGUAUCACGAUCAUUACUCAAUCUAUAUAUUUAUAUCGAAUCAUCAAAUUUAGUAUUAUUACUCACUCUAUUAUAAUAUAAUCAAUUUAUAAUGCAUCAAAACAUCAAAACAAUUGUAUCUAAAUUCUUCUUUUUCUAUUUACUUUUUUCAACAAUUUAUUAUUAAAAUGUCAAAAACACCUUCUUCGGCUCUUAAUUUAAAGAUUCGUGAAAAAAAAGUUGAGCUAUUGCCUGAAGACAAAGAAUUAAUUUCGUUAGCACUGUUAAUUAUUUGGACUAAGUCUAAUAAAAAAAUUGAAUCAUGUAAUUUUGACCAAGAUAAAGUAAGAUUAUCUUUCAAAAAGAAUGAGGGAUGCGUUUAUUUUGACUUGCAAGAAUCGGCUUUAGAUUUUACAUUCAUCAAUAAGGGUAAUUUGGCUGAACUUGAACGCUACAAAUCGCUAUAUGAAUUAUAUAAAGGUAGAUACGAAGUAAUUCGUUUACAGCCAGAAAAUACACGUUCAACUACAUCUGGUACAACUGGUAGCGUGAAUGAAUCAUUAAGAGAAUUGUUACAAUAUUCAACACCCGAACACACGUGCCUAGAAUCCUCUCCCAGCUCGUCAUUAUAUCUUAAACCCAACGAUUCAGAACUUGCCCGUGUGUUAAACAGUGAUUUAUCCAUAAAUAAUCUUUCUACUUCUGACACUGAAACAAAAAUUUGGUCGAAUUUGAAUAUACGCUGUAUCGAAAAAUUUGGCGGACAAGAUCACAUAAAAAAUGAUGUUUCUAUUUCUGACAUAAUGUGGGCCAGUACAACCUUACCUGCGUACCGCAGCUGGAACACAAUGAAGAAUUAUUAUGAUGACAUUGAUGAAUGGAUCGCAAAAAUUAGUAGCUUCUGUACUGCUAAUGAUGAUGAGGAUAACAAUUUUCAACCUACUGAAGCUGCAAAUUCAAGUUCUACUAGGGAUGAAUCUGGCAACAGUGAAAUUAAUGAAUUUAACCCACCUUCACAAUACAAAGUAGUUCCAGCAUCAGCACGAGCAUCAACCACGGAAGUUGAAACAUCGAUGAAACCACCAACAAGAUCAAUAACAUCUAAAGUAAAAUUAGCAACACAAGUGCCAACUAGAGAAGUGAUAGUAUCUAUAGAACCACGGGUACCAACUUCAGAAAUGAAGUCAUCGGCGGAGGUACCUCCAGAAAUGACAUUGGCGAAAUCAGCGGAAUCAAGUGUGGCAGAAUCACAAGUACCUUCAGAAAUGGCAGUGGAGGAAUCAGCAGAAUCAGCAGAAUCACAAGCACUAGCUUCAGAAAUGGAGGAAUCAGAAGAAUUAGAAGCAUCAACAUCUGUGUCGUUAUCAAAAUCCGUUGUACCAAAACGUAAUUUCUCAGAUGAUGAUGACGACGACGAUGAUAAAGCCAAAUUAUUAAAUUCUACCCAAUUGUUAUUAUUCAAAAAGGGAAAGAAACUUCACGAUAUUUUGUUAGCAGAUUCAUCGUUUAAUGGCGAACUCAUUGCUUCUGAAGAAUUAAAAGUAUCAGAUAUAUCCAAUGACUUAAAUGAAAUGCUGAAAGAUGACCCAGUCAAAAUCGUUGAUGAGAAAUCCGCUAAAGAUCGAAUCGAUCAAUGGCGAAGGCAAGAAUUACAAUGUGAAAAUUUUGUUAUAGCCGCUGAGUCUUUUAAUUUAUUACAUUUGGUGUCCUUGGUCCAAAUUUAUGAUGAUCUAUUUAAACUUGGAGAAAAAUUAAGAACUGACCCUAAUAAUAAUAUAAAAACUACAAAAUCUUGGGUUAUUCAGUUCAUGCGGUCUGUGCUUAAAAUUGGCGACAAAAUGGAACAAAGGAAUAGGGUAGGAUGUGAUCGAUUACGAAGGUUAUUUAAUGAAGGAAUCACGAGUACGCAACUUGCGAAAGCUGGGUGCCGUAAGUGCGAUUUUUUCGUUAAACAAGAAUAUUAUGAAGUAUUUUUGUCCCAAGUUCCUACAUUAGAAACUCGUCGAUCAAUUUCAAGUUUGUCGAACGAACGUCUUUCUGAAAUCUUGUCUACUGCUAAUCCAGAUAGUACUGCACAAAAAAAAAAGAGAAGAGUUGAAUUUAUGGGGGAGGAAUUCAUUAAUAUAGCGGAUAAAUAA